AUGACAGCAACAAACAACAGCAACAACUAUAUCGUUUCUGAUGAAAAAGUUAUUGAUUCAUUAGCUGAGGAAUUAGUUGUGGCAGAAACUAAAACCCUCAACGAAAGAAUUGGUGAAAACAAGAUUGAUUUACAUAACUACCUCAAACACGAUGGAGGAAGAGGAAGGAAAACUGGUAUGGCUUUAUUAGUAAAUAAAAUUUCAAAUUUAACGAUUAUAGAUGUUGAUAUCAAUAAAUCAUACAAUGAUGAACUUAAAGAAACAGUUAGAAAAGAUAUUUUAUCAAAACUUUCGGAUAAAGAUGUUAUCGUUAAAACCGCUUCAGGAGGUCUUCACAUUUAUUGCAACACUAAUUUCUUCUAUUCAACCUCGAACAGAAUGAUUAAAUGUUAUUCCUGCAAUGAUUAUGAUAUUGACAUAAUGACUUCAAUGGAUGAUUCAAAGCGUUCUUUAGUAGUUAUGGCUGAUUCAAGAGUUCGCAAGAAUGCAACAGAACCAAUCAAUACAUACUCAUUCAUUCGUGGAAGUUAUGAUUCAACAUUAACCAGAACAGUGAAUGAUAUAUUAAAUGAUUUGAAUAUUAAGGUAAGAGUUGAACAGAAGAACGAAGAAAUAAAGACUAUCAUGAAUGAAAACAAAGAUGUAAACAUUGACGAUAAACUAGCUCAGAGCAUAGUUGAUGGCAUCU
Molecule: messenger RNA, 688 nt
Organism: Trichomonas vaginalis G3
Lineage: Eukaryota; Parabasalia; Trichomonadida; Trichomonadidae
Product: Prim-pol domain family
Exons: 1
Source: RefSeq, a predicted model, not a curated record